GUUAUCAGUAGUUGGCACACUUUACGGGAAACUAUAUAAAGCUGAAUCCAGCGAUCAGGUAAUCAUUCUUCGAGUUAAUUUGCAAUAGUUAAGAUAUCCAAUCGAUCAAAAUGGGAUUGAAGUUAUUUUUCGUUUCGUGUGUUGUAUUGGCUUCUGCAAUGGCAGCCCAGCUUCCGUUGGAUGACAACUACGUAAACCGAGUGGUGGGAGGUCACGAAGCAGAACCUGGGUCGGCUCCUCAUCAGGUUUCCUUGCAAGGGUUGUUUGGUCAUUCUUGUGGCGGAUCUAUAAUCGGUGAUGAAUGGGUUCUAACGGCUGCACACUGCGUUGUGGGAGCGAGUUUGUCCCAGCUACGGGUCCUAGUUGGAACCAACAGUUUGAAGGAAGGCGGUCAAAAAUAUAAGGCAACCAAAUUUGUCGUUCACAGCCGGUACAACAAACCUCAGUUCCACAACGAUAUUGCGUUGGUCAAACUGGAAACGAAACUUGAGUUCAGCGAUGUGGUGAAAAGUGUUGAAUACUCCGAAAAGGUUGUUCCAGAAAAUGCCACUCUCGUGCUAACUGGUUGGGGUAGGACCUCUACCAAUGGACCGAUUCCGACUAAGUUGCAAACAAUCGAUCUGAAGUACGUACCGUAUGAGGAGUGCAAACGACUGCACGGAGGUGGUUCCGAAGUCGACAUUGGACAUGUGUGUACGUUGACGAAAACUGGCGAAGGUGCCUGCAAUGGUGACUCCGGUGGGCCUUUGACAUAUAAUGGAAAGCUGGUCGGUGUGGUCAACUUCGGCGUCCCCUGUGGUAAGGGAUAUCCGGAUGCUUAUGCUAGGGUGUCGUACUACCAUGACUGGAUUCGUACAAAUGUGAAAAACAACUCAUGAGCGACUAGAUUUAGUGGCACAAUACUGGCUUUCUAACUGUGGAAAUUGAAUAAAGUUACUGGAUAUUAUAUUUUCUACAUA
Aedes albopictus (Asian tiger mosquito) is the source of this 959-nucleotide messenger RNA. Its product is annotated as chymotrypsin-2. The record is from RefSeq and is a predicted model, not a curated record. NCBI's taxonomy places the organism in Eukaryota, Metazoa, Arthropoda, Insecta, Diptera, Culicidae. Gene Ontology annotation, biological process: proteolysis. The coding region runs from base 111 to 878 and encodes 255 amino acids. The transcript is spliced from 3 exons. Gene Ontology annotation, molecular function: serine-type endopeptidase activity.